UCCAAUGCAAGCCAUGAAAGUUUAAAUGAGGGAUGUUCAUUGGAUCGACUGUAAGUGUCGCUGACUCGUACAUUGUGCGAGAUACUGGAUUGUGAUCACUGCGUCUACGUUUUCUAUUGCGUUAAAGUGAAGUAAAUAAUGAGUGAGCAAAAGAGCGGUGAAGAUUUAGCAACGGCAAUUCUUCGAAAGAAGGAUAAGCCGAACAGAUUAUUGGUCGAAGAUGCUGUUGCAGAUGAUAAUUCUGUUGUGGCUCUAUCUCAAACAAAGAUGGACGAGCUGCAACUUUUUCGAGGGGAUACAGUAUUGUUGAAAGGGAAAAGACGCAAAGAGACAGUGUGCAUUGCUGUUUCCGAUAAUACCUGUUCCGAUGACAAAAUUCAAAUGAACCGUGUUAUAAGAAAUAAUUUACGUGUACGUUUGUUUGAUGUCGUUUCUGUUCAAGCAUGCCCACAAGUUAAGUAUGGGAAACGCAUUCAUGUAUUGCCAAUGGACGAUACAAUAACCGGUCUUACAGGAAACUUGUUCGAAGUAUAUUUAAAACCAUACUUUUUGGAAGCAUAUCGUCCUAUUCACAAGGAUGACAACUUUAUCGUACGCGGUGGUAUGCGUGCUGUAGAAUUUAAAGUAGUCGAAACAGAUCCAGCGCCAUUUUGUAUUGUAGCUCCUGAUACGGUUAUUCAUUGGGAAGGUGAUCCUAUUAAAAGAGAGGAAGAAGAGGAGGCGUUAAAUGCAGUUGGUUACGACGAUAUUGGUGGCGUUCGGAAACAGUUGGCUCAGAUAAAAGAAAUGGUAGAGUUACCUUUACGACAUCCAUCUUUAUUCAAAGCUAUAGGAGUAAAACCACCGCGUGGUAUUCUCUUAUACGGGCCACCCGGUACAGGAAAGACGCUUAUUGCUCGAGCCGUAGCAAACGAAACGGGAGCAUUCUUCUUUCUCAUUAAUGGGCCUGAAAUAAUGAGUAAACUUGCGGGAGAGUCGGAAAGCAAUUUACGAAAAGCAUUUGAAGAAGCUGAUAAAAACUCACCAGCUAUAAUUUUCAUCGACGAACUCGAUGCUAUUGCUCCAAAAAGAGAAAAGACACACGGAGAGGUAGAAAGACGUAUAGUGUCUCAACUGUUAACUUUGAUGGAUGGUAUGAAACAAAGUUCUCACGUUAUUGUCAUGGCUGCUACCAAUCGGCCCAACAGCAUCGACGGAGCAUUACGUCGGUUCGGUCGUUUCGACAAAGAAAUUGAUAUUGGAAUACCCGAUGCCACCGGUCGUCUAGAAAUUUUACGAAUUCAUACAAAAAACAUGAAGCUUGCAGACGACGUUGAAUUAGAAGAGAUCGCGCAAGAAACACAUGGCCAUGUUGGAGCAGAUUUGGCUUCGUUGUGUUCCGAAGCGGCAUUGCAACAAAUUCGUGAAAAAAUGGAUGUUAUCGAUUUAGAAGAUGAGGACAUAGAUGCUGAGGUUUUAUCUUCCCUUGCCGUCACUAUGGAUAACUUUAAGUAUGCGAUGAGCAAGAGUAGCCCAAGCGCAUUACGCGAGACCAUCGUAGAGGUUCCAACCGUCACAUGGGACGAUAUCGGCGGGUUACAAAAUGUUAAGAUGGAAUUGCAGGAGUUGGUACAGUAUCCAGUCGAACAUCCUGAAAAAUUCUUGAAAUUUGGCAUGCAACCGUCAAGAGGGGUAUUGUUCUAUGGGCCUCCCGGGUGUGGUAAAACAUUAUUGGCCAAAGCAAUAGCCAAUGAAUGCCAAGCAAAUUUCAUUUCUGUCAAAGGUCCAGAAUUAUUAACAAUGUGGUUUGGCGAAUCCGAAGCCAACGUUAGAGACGUUUUCGAUAAAGCACGUUCGGCAGCUCCUUGCGUAUUAUUCUUCGACGAACUCGAUUCCAUUGCGAAGUCUCGGGGAGGUUCGCUAGGAGAUGCUGGCGGAGCAGCAGAUCGUGUAAUAAAUCAAAUCCUAACAGAAAUGGAUGGAAUGGGGGCGAAAAAGAACGUGUUUAUCAUUGGGGCAACUAAUCGUCCCGAUAUUAUUGAUCCUGCCAUUCUACGACCUGGUAGAUUAGAUCAAUUAAUUUAUAUACCAUUACCGGAUGAGAAAUCUCGCGAAGCAAUUUUCAGAGCCAAUCUCCGAAAAUCGCCUGUAGCAAAGGAUGUAGAUCUAAGCUAUAUAGCUAAAGUGACGCACGGAUUCUCGGGUGCUGAUAUAACGGAAAUUUGCCAGCGUGCGUGUAAACUUGCUAUAAGGCAGUGCAUCGAAGCUGAAAUUCGAAGGGAAAAAGAACGUAUUAACAAUCCAUCUGCAUCCAUGGAUAUGGAUGAAGACGAUCCUGUGCCAGAAAUUACUAGAGCUCACUUCGAAGAAGCAAUGAGAUUUGCGCGACGUUCUGUAUCCGACAACGAUAUUCGAAAAUAUGAAAUGUUCGCGCAGACACUGCAACAGUCCCGUGGAUUUGGAACUAAUUUUAGAUUUCCGCAAAGUGGAGCAAGCGGAACACAAGAUACAACGCAAGGUGAUCAAACCUUCCAGGAUGAUGGUGACGAUGAUCUUUACAGCUAAGUCUUCGUGUCUUUGUACCUCGAUACAGUGAGCAUACGACAAAAGGGCCUGUUUCUGUUUUAUAGAAAACACUUUGUGUUCGUAACACAAAUUUUACAGAGAAGUAAUUUUAAGAAAUUUAAUAUGCGGAAAUAUAUACGAAUCGAAUUCAGCCAUUACUAUUAUAUAGGGCAGAUUUUAAGUAAGCCUACGAUAAGAAUACAAAAAUUUAAUUGAAAGGAACAUUUUCACAUUUGGUAUUGUCUGGUACUAAAUGUUGAAAGAAAUAAACAUAAAAUGAAAUUGUGAAUUGUAUCGCGUUAUUUAAAUUCAUUUAAACGUAACAUUUAAAUAUAUUCCUGUUUUACUUUAUACGCAUUUAUAUUGAAUCGAAUAAAAAAUAUAUAUAUAUAUAUAAGAUUUCAAAAUAGAGUAAUAAUUAUUUCGGUGUAAAUGAUUGUAUUUCAUUAGAUAUUAUUAACACGACAAUGAAACAUAAACUGCCCUAAUAAAAUAUUUCGUCUUGUAUGUAUGCUGCAUAGAGUCAUACAAACUGCCCAUUUUCUUAACAUUCUCGAUCCAACUAUAUGUUUGAGUUAUUUACAUGAAAUGUAAUUUCAGUUCCUCAACAAAUGGUUUUACAUGGUUUCAGAAUUAAUUAGAAAUGGACCCUUUUGUUACGUAGUCACUGAAUUAUAUAAUUACAUUUUAUUGUUCACACUCUGAGAUUACAGUAAUGUGAGAGUUUAUGCUAUGUCAGUGAAAUUGUUGGAACUGGUGAUGUGUAUUGGUGAAUUUGCAGUCUGCUUGUAGUAGUAAAUUUACUUACAAAUUACCAAAGAAUCUUUUGAAAACCUUUCAUUUUAGAAUAAAGCGUUGAAAUUAUUCAUUUUCUAUUGCUCACAAUUUGAUAAAAAUUUGAAUUUUACUAAAGAUAGUACAGUGACUAAGUAAGAUUAUAUUGGUGUACAAUAAAGUUAUACAAUUUAUAUGUUUUUUGGCGUAAUUUUACCAAUUACUUUAUUUGAAAUUUUAUCCUUUAUUAUUAAACUAUAUUUAGCGACGAUUAUAUAUAACGAUGAUUAACAAAAUGUCCGACGA
Colletes gigas is the source of this 3624-nucleotide messenger RNA. RefSeq names its product transitional endoplasmic reticulum ATPase TER94 (gene TER94). Gene Ontology annotation, cellular component: cytosol; nucleus; VCP-NPL4-UFD1 AAA ATPase complex. The record is from RefSeq and is a predicted model, not a curated record. Bases 139 to 2544 code for a protein of 801 amino acids. Gene Ontology annotation, molecular function: polyubiquitin modification-dependent protein binding; ATP hydrolysis activity; ATP binding. The transcript is spliced from 13 exons. Gene Ontology annotation, biological process: autophagosome maturation; retrograde protein transport, ER to cytosol; mitotic spindle disassembly. NCBI's taxonomy places the organism in Eukaryota, Metazoa, Arthropoda, Insecta, Hymenoptera, Colletidae.